Molecule: messenger RNA, 2011 nt
Organism: Asparagus officinalis (garden asparagus)
Lineage: Eukaryota; Viridiplantae; Streptophyta; Magnoliopsida; Asparagales; Asparagaceae
Product: BTB/POZ domain-containing protein At2g04740
Cellular component (GO): cytoplasm; ubiquitin ligase complex
Molecular function (GO): protein binding
Source: RefSeq, a predicted model, not a curated record
AUCAAACAAAUAAAGGGAACUCAUAGUAAGUAGACAAAGUGUUGAUCUCAUUAAGAAAAAUAUAGCAAAAUGUGCUCAAUGCUCAACAAACACUGACUUUGUGUUGCAUUAUACAAUCCCAAAAAUGCCAAAAAGAAAAAGAAAACAAGAAAAGGAAUAGAGAGGGGGGGGAGGUGAGAUACAUCUCGACCUCGACCCCGAAGACCUCCAACCCUCAAUCCCCUUGAAAAAAGUCCCCGCCGGCGACGUCUUCGAGGCCGCGCGCGCCGGCGACGUCGAACGCCUCCGCCACCUCCUCGACAACGGCCUCGUCGUCAACGUCAACGCUAGGGACCGAUGGGACUCCGUCGCCUUAUACUACGCUUGCCUCGCUGGACACGUGGAGGCCGCUCGGAUGCUUUUAGAAGCCGGGGCGAUUUGCUCGGAGAGGACUUUUGAUGGCGAUCGGUGCCAUUACGCGGCGCUGAAUCUUAGGGUUAGGAGGCUGUUGAAGGCGUUCGAGGAGCCGCCGCCGUUGGGGCCGUUGGCGGAGACGCUUAGGGAUACGUUUUUGGGGUGUGCGGCGAAUCGAGCGGCGUUUUUUGAGCAGCAGGGUGAGGAGAACGCGGGAGCUGCGGCUGUAGCAAAAAAAGGUUUUGCUUCACUGAAUGGAUCUGGUUCUAGCUCCUUCCCUCCAGAUAUCAUAUUCUAUGUGGAUGGAAGGCCGAUUGAAGCUCACCGUGUCAUUCUAAGUGCACGUUCUCCCUUCUUUAAAAAGAAAUUUGAAGGGGAAUGGAAGGAAAGGAAGGAAGUGAGAUUCUCGAGGCAAAAAUUAUCUUAUCCUGCACUCUAUAGUCUUAUUCACUUCUUCUACUCUGAUAGACUCGAAGUUGCAGUUGAUGACAUGGAAGAUCUUGUACGCACAUGCAAAGCUUGCAAAUGUGAGGAAUUGCAGAAGAUCCUGGAGAAGGAAUUAGUUCACCAAACUUAUGCUGAGUAUAAAUCAUUGAGGGAGGUUGAUAAUUCUCAGAAAAGGUUUAUAUUACAGGGCUCAUCUCUACCAGAGCAGGAUAGGCUUCCUUCUGCCUUGCACAGGAUUCUAGAAACUUCCCUUGCAAACUCCAGCAAGGAGAACGGCAGUCCAUCUGAUAAUGAUCUUGCCGACGUUUGCAUAAAAGUUGGUAACAGGAAAUUUUAUUGCCACCAAGUGAUCCUAGCAUCACGUUCGGAGUAUUUCAAAGCUAGAUUGUCUCGGAUGACUGAUUUUCUUGAAGGAAAUGAUGAGCUUCAAAGCCAAUCCCUUCCCUUUUUUGAGGAGCAUGACUUGAGUACAGAGGCAUUUGAAAAGAUGAUAGAAUACAUGUAUACUGAUGGCUUGAAGGAUUUAGAUCCUGAUCAGGCUGAGGAAAUUUUUGAUGCUUCUUCAAGAUACUUGUUAUUUCCUUUGAAGAGAGCUGUUGCAGAUGUUCUGCUACCGUUGAUGCUAUCAGACAUGUAUGGUGUCAUAAAGAUUAGAGAAUAUUGUUUAGAUGUCAUUGCUUGCAACUUUGAGACAUUUGCUGAUACCCGAGAAUUCCGGGCAAUGCUCUUGACUCUCCCUCCACCCUCUGGAGACUCCUCCCUGAGAACCACCAGGCCGAGUGCUCCAGGGUCUGAAGGCCAAUCCGAUCAAGGUAAUCUUCUCGACGACUUGAGAGAGAAAUGGCUCGAAGCAGAGGCGGCUGAGCUUGACAAGAGGGAUGAGAGUGCUGCUCUGUUUGAUAAGAGGCUAGAGAUGCUGAUGCUCGUUGCUGAAAGAGAAAUUGGUGAUGAUAGUGAUAAGAGGGUAAACAGUGAAGAUUCCACUAUUAAUAUUGAAUGGAACCACUGCUUGUUGUAUGAAUACAGCUGGAGCUGCUUUUUGAGGUGGCAGUUCAGACGACAGCAGGAGCAGGACCAGCACUAAGAUUAAUACAUAGUUUCUUGAGCAUAUUAACCAUAUUCUGUUGAUGCUUCUGAUUAUAUCAGUAAUAAGGAAAGGAGGUUAAGCAGA